Molecule: messenger RNA, 1009 nt
Organism: Periophthalmus magnuspinnatus
Lineage: Eukaryota; Metazoa; Chordata; Actinopteri; Gobiiformes; Gobiidae
Gene: bag1
Product: BCL2 associated athanogene 1
Exons: 7
Coding region: 88-708 (206 amino acids)
Biological process (GO): protein stabilization
Cellular component (GO): cytosol; membrane; cytoplasm
Molecular function (GO): protein-folding chaperone binding; adenyl-nucleotide exchange factor activity
Source: RefSeq, a predicted model, not a curated record
UUUCUUGUAGCUUCUACUUAGCCUAGCUUUGCGGUUCCUUUUGCAUCUUCUUUAAACCUGUGACUCCGAUCAUACUAUUAAGCUAUUAUGUCAGAGGAAGCACUAACAGUGACUGUUGCCUACGGCUCUGCAAAACACAACAUCACAAUAUCAGGAAGUGAUGGCAAUGCUCCCACUGUCAAAGAUCUGUCUGAUGCUCUCACGCAAGCCACAGGUGUUCCACAACCCUCCCAGAAAAUUAUCUUUAAAGGGAAAUCACUAAAAGAAAUGGAGGAGAGUCUGUCAAGUUAUGGCGUUAAAACUGGCUGUAAACUAAUGAUGAUUGGAAAGAGGAACAGUCCAGAAGAAGAAGCAGAACUGAAGAAACUGAAAGAUAUUGAAAAAUCUGUUGAACAAAUGGCAAAGAAACUGGAAAAAGUGGAUGGGGAACUAACUGGACUUAAGAAUGGAUUUUUGGCCAAAGACCUUCAAGCAGAAGCACUGAAUAAACUGGACCACAGAGUGAAAGCUGCGGCUGAACAAUUUAUGAAGAUCUUAGAACAGAUAGAUGCUAUGAGCUUACCAGAAAAUUUCAACGACUGCAAAAUGAAGAAGAAAGGGCUUGUAAAAACAGUACAGGAUUUCCUGGCUCAAUGUGACAGAAUUGAAGCUUGCAUAUCAGACCACAUAACAAAGAUCCAGUCUAAAAACUUGGCCUUGGCAGAAUAACCAUAUUUUAAGUUUGACACUGUUCUAUGAGCAGUGACUGUACAGAAAGCUUCAGGUGUGGAGCAGUUUUUGACUUAUUUAUUUUGCUGUGUUUACAGAAAAUGGUGUGCUGUAAAAAAAAGUUAAAAAGUCUGGCUGAUUGAUCCAGCCCAAAUGUUAAUGUUUGUGUUGAAAAUUUUGUCUGUCCCCCAAAUAACAUUUCAGGGAAGAGCACCAGUUGGGUUCUUUCUGAAAAAAACUAAAUCUGUAAUAUGUAAAAAAUAUGUAUGUGCAAUUGUCUCCAGUAAAUACAUGCACUUAA